This is a messenger RNA of Diospyros lotus (date-plum), 1692 nucleotides long. Its product is annotated as aspartate aminotransferase, cytoplasmic. The coding region runs from base 75 to 1448 and encodes 457 amino acids. Gene Ontology annotation, molecular function: pyridoxal phosphate binding; L-aspartate:2-oxoglutarate transaminase activity. NCBI's taxonomy places the organism in Eukaryota, Viridiplantae, Streptophyta, Magnoliopsida, Ericales, Ebenaceae. The transcript has 12 exons. The record is from RefSeq and is a predicted model, not a curated record. Gene Ontology annotation, cellular component: mitochondrion. Gene Ontology annotation, biological process: biosynthetic process; amino acid metabolic process.
AGAAAGAAAAAGCGCACUGUAAUCGGGGGGAAAAGCAUAAACCGGGGGGUGUUAAUUAAUAACUUAAUACUAACAUGCGCCCACAGUUAAGGCCACUCAGCAGCGUUGAUUACGCCCACAGUUGUUCGGCCGCUGAUCGGAGAUUAAACUCUCUGCUCAGACACCUCCUCGAACCGUCAACAAUGGAUCCCGCUCCGAUCUCUGCUUCUCUGACUUCUUCGGCCUUCGGCGGCGAGUCUGUCUUCAAUCACGUUGCUCGAGCUCCGGAAGAUCCUAUUCUAGGGGUAACUGUUGCAUAUAAUAAAGAUCCUAGCCCAGUGAAGUUAAAUUUGGGUGUUGGUGCUUAUAGAACAGAGGAAGGAAAACCUCUUGUCUUGAAUGUGGUGAGAAAAGCAGAGCAGCUCCUUGUUAAUGAUAGGUCUCGAGUUAAGGAAUACCUUCCUAUUGUUGGUCUGGCAGAUUUCAACAAAUUGAGUGCCAAGCUCAUACUUGGUGCUGACAGCCCUGCCAUUGAAGAGAACAGGGUCACCACUGUCCAGUGCUUGUCUGGUACUGGCUCAUUGAGAGUUGGAACUGAGUUUUUGGCAAGACAUUAUCACCAGCAUAGCAUAUAUAUUCCCAACCCAACAUGGGGAAACCACCCUAAAGUGUUCACUCUGGGAGGCUUAUCUGUGAAGAGUUAUCGCUAUUAUGAUCCGGCAACACGCGGCCUCAAUUUCCAAGGACUGUUAGAGGACCUUGGUUCUGCUCCAUCAGGAGCAAUUGUGCUUCUUCAUGCAUGUGCUCAUAACCCAACUGGUGUUGACCCAACCGUUGAGCAGUGGGAACAGAUCAGGCAAUUGAUGAGAUCGAAAGGCUUAUUACCUUUUUUUGACAGUGCUUAUCAGGGUUUUGCAAGCGGAAAUUUGGAUGCUGAUGCACAGUCUGUUCGCAUGUUUGUUGCUGAUGGCGGUGAAUGCCUAGUGGCUCAGAGCUAUGCAAAGAACAUGGGGCUCUAUGGGGAACGUGUUGGUGCCCUGAGCAUAGUCUGCAGGACUGCAGAUGUUGCAAGCAGAGUUGAGAGCCAGUUGAAACUUGUGAUAAGGCCCAUGUAUUCUAACCCACCCAUCCAUGGAGCAUCUAUUGUGGCUACUAUUCUUAAGGACAGGAAUAUGUUUGAUGAAUGGACUAUCGAGUUGAAGGAAAUGGCUGAUCGUAUCAUCAGCAUGCGACACCAACUGUUUGAAGCUUUACAAGCUAGAGGUACCCCUGGUGACUGGAGUCACAUUAUCAAGCAAAUUGGAAUGUUUACUUUUACUGGAUUGAACUCGGAGCAAGUUGCAUUCAUGACCAAAGAAUACCAUAUUUACAUGACAUCUGACGGGAGGAUCAGCAUGGCCGGCCUGAGCUCGAAGACAGCCCCUCACCUUGCAGAUGCAAUACACGCAGCCGUUACUCAGGCUGCCUGAAUAAUUUCUCUGGUAACUUCUUCCUGCCCGCCGGCAUCUCUUUCUGGCAGUUAGUGUUGUAAUAAUUGCCACCCCAAUGGCUUGGGGUAGAAAAUGAAACAAAUGCCCCUCGUAUUGGAGGAAUUUUGGACAGUUAUGGCAUCUCCUUCUUGUAUCUGUGUGCUGAACCACAGAACUUAGUAAAAAGCUAACAGUUUUUCUUGUACUUUGAAAAUUUUUCAAAAUAUUGAUUGUUAGUUACAAA